Ornithorhynchus anatinus (platypus) is the source of this 1323-nucleotide messenger RNA. It is a transcript of the gene RAD9A, whose product is annotated as RAD9 checkpoint clamp component A. The record is from RefSeq and is a predicted model, not a curated record. Gene Ontology annotation, cellular component: checkpoint clamp complex. Bases 107 to 1237 code for a protein of 376 amino acids. Gene Ontology annotation, biological process: DNA repair; mitotic intra-S DNA damage checkpoint signaling; cellular response to ionizing radiation. Lineage: Eukaryota; Metazoa; Chordata; Mammalia; Monotremata; Ornithorhynchidae. The transcript is spliced from 12 exons.
CUUCCUGCUUGGAUUCUACGUCCUGGGCUUCAUUCCCGUCUUUUGCUGCUUUGGCCUCCCCCAGCUGAUUUUAUGGGUGCUGAGCCGAGCCCAGGUCGGAGGCAGCAUGAAGUGUGUCGUCAACGGGGGCAACGUCAAAGUGCUGGGAAAAGCCAUCCACUCCCUUUCCCGUGUGGGAGACGAGCUCUACUUUGAGCCCCUGGAGGAUGGGCUCUCCCUGCGGACGGUCAACUCCUCCCGCUCCGCCUAUGCCUGCUUCCUCUUCGCUCCCCUCUUCUUCCAGCACUUCGAGGCGGGGGCUCCCGGGGCGCUGCCGCUGCGCUGCAAAGUCCUCAUGAAGUCUCUGCUGUCGGUUUUCCGCUCGCUGCCUGCGCUGGAGAAGACAGUGGAGCGGUGCUGCGUGUCACUGAGGCCCCAGCGCAGCUGUCUGGUCAUCCAGCUACACUGCAAAUACGGCAUGACCCGGACCCACAACCUGUCCCUCCAGGAGUGUGAGUCGCUGCAGGCGGUGUUUGACCCAGCCCGCUGCCCGCACCUGCUGCGGGCCCCCGCCCGGGUCCUGGUCGACGCCAUCCUGCCAUUCCCCCUGACCCUGGCGGAGGUGACGCUGGGCGUGAGCCGUGGCCGCAGGGUGGUCUUCCGGAGUUUCGUGGAGGAGGCCGACCCCACUAAGGCGAUGGUGACGGAGAUGAGCCUCGGGCAGGAUGAUUUCCAGCAGCUGCAGGUACAGGAAGACAGCACGGCCAUCACCUUCUGCCUCAAGGAGUUCAGGGGGCUCCUGAGUUUCGCCGAGUCAUCGAACCUGCCCCUUAACAUCCACUUUGAUGCGCCCGGCAGGCCGGCCAUUUUCACCUUUGAGGACUCGCUGCUGGAAGGACACUUUGUUCUGGCCACGUUGUCCAAUUCCCAACUCUGCUCCCAGGAGCCCCUCCUCCCUGCCGGCCACGACGCCCUUUCCAGGGAUUGCCUCCCCGACGACUUUGCCAACGACGACAUCGACUCCUUCAUGGUCACCAUGGAAACCAGCGCGUGCCCGGGGCUGAUGACACCCCCGCCGGGCCCCCCAGUCAGCCCGCUCCCCCUCGAGGAGGAGGAGGAGGAGGAGCUGGAGCCUGUGCCUGGAACCCCUCCCCUGAAAAAGUUCCGCUCCCUCUUCUUCGGCUCGGUGCUGACCGGCCCCCAGCCCCACGGCGCCCCGAGCCGGGUGCUGGCCGAGGACAGCGACGGUGAAGGCUGAAGUGGCCGCCUGCCCCGAGACCCGUCCCCCACCUCUCCUCCCUCCCCACCCCCUGACUCUGUAAAUAAACCGUAUCAAGAGACCCA